Molecule: messenger RNA, 3153 nt
Organism: Rosa rugosa (rugosa rose)
Lineage: Eukaryota; Viridiplantae; Streptophyta; Magnoliopsida; Rosales; Rosaceae
Product: glutamate receptor 2.9-like
Exons: 6
Cellular component (GO): plasma membrane
Molecular function (GO): glutamate-gated receptor activity
Source: RefSeq, a predicted model, not a curated record
AACAUCAACAUUUCUGGUAGUCACUUUGGUCAAGAAAGAUUAGAGGUCACUCAAAGCAGUCCUAAACUCAUCAAAGAACUAUCAGGUACAGUAUUUAGAGGACUUUCAGGAGUAUUCAGUCUCAUAAAUGGGCAACUACAAUCGUCAAAUUUUCAGGUUGUUAAUGUGAAUGACAAUGGGGAAAAAGGGGUUGGAUAUUGGACACCCCAAAAUGGACUUGUAAGAAACCUUAGCUCAAAAGACCCAGCAGGCAGAUAUUCUAAUUCUUGUGCCAAACUUGGAACUAUUAUAUGGCCCGGAGACACCACCUCAGUUCCAAGGGGUUGGAGGUUUCCUGGUGAUGGGAGAAUACUGAAAAUUCUAGUCCCAGUGAAUAAAAGUUUUGGAGAAUUUGUACAUGUAUCUGGUUCUGAUUUCAGUGGAUACUGCAUAGAAGUCUUUGAAGCUGUAUUAAACUCAUUAGCAUAUGGUGUCCCUUAUGCAUUUUAUCCAUUUGCAAAUUCUGAUGGUGAGAGUGCUGGUACUUACGAUGAUUUGGUUUAUCAAGUGUUUCUUAGGAACUAUGAUGCUGCAGUAGGUGAUAUAACCAUUAGAGCAAGUUUUGUAACUGAACUUGGAGAUAAAGCACAGGUUCCAAUAAUCUCAUUUUCAGCUACAAGCUCUUCCCUUCAGAGUUCAUAUUUUCUCCGAAUUGCACAAAACGACACAUCUCAAGUCAAAGCCAUAAGCGACCUCAUCCAAGCUUUUAGUUGGAGUGAAGCAGUGCCCAUCAGCGUUGACAACGAGUUUGGGAAGGGAAUGAUACCAUAUCUGACUACUGCUUUGCAAGCCAUUGGUGCACGCAUCCCCUACUGGGUUGUCAUUCCUUCACUGGCCACUGCUGACCAAAUAGAUGAAGAGCUUGAGAAGUUGAUGAAAAUGCAAACUAGGGUCUUCAUAGUGCAUAUGUUGCCUUCACUUGGCUCUCGACUUUUUGCAAGGGCAAAAAAGUUGGGAAUGAUGGAUGAAAGCUUUGCAUGGAUAAUUACAAAUGGGAUGACUAACUAUUUCAGUUCCGUAAAUUCAUCUUUCAUAGAUGACAUGAAUGGGGUGUUGGGUUUAAAGGCUUAUAUUCCCAAAACGAAAGAGCUCGGAAACUUUAGGGGUAGAUGGCAAGGGAACUUCCAACAAGACAAUUCAACUCUCCCGAGUGUCAACUUGGAUGUUUUUGGAUUCUGGGCCUAUGAUGCUGCAUGGGCACUAGCCAUGGCAGUUGAAAAUGUUGACACUGCAAGCUUCAAGUUCCAAAACAUGAACAUUUCUGGCAGUUCCACUGGUUUAGAAAGAUUGGAGAUCUCUCUAAGUGGCCCUGAACUUGUCCGAGAAUUAUCAAGUACAAGGUUCAUAGGAAUUUCUGGAGAUUUCAGUCUUCUUGAUGGGCAACUGCAGUCAUCAACUUUUGAGGUGGUUAAUGUGAACAAUAAUGGGGAAAGAGGAAUUGGAUAUUGGACACCCCGAAAUGGAUUUGUAAGAAACUUAAAUUCAGAAAACGCAAGCACAUAUUCUACUUCCAAUGCCAGUCUUGGUCCUAUUAUAUGGCCGGGGGAGACCACCUCGGCUCCAAAAGGUUGGCAGAUUCCUACUGGGGCAAAACUGAAGGUUCUAAUCCCGGUCAAGACAGGUUUUACAGAAUUUGUAAAUAUAAGUACAGAUCCAAACACUCACACAACUGAUAUCACUGGAUACGGCAUAGAAGUCUUUAAUGCUGUAAUAAAAUCAUUACCAUUCCCUGUUCCUUACGAGUUUCAUCCCUUUGCAAAGCCUAAUGGUGAGAGCGCCGGUAGUUACAAUGAUUUACUUGAUCAAGUGUUUCUUGGGAAUUAUGAUGCUGCAGUUGGAGACAUAACCAUCAGAGCAAAUAGAUCUUUAUAUGUUGACUUUACAUUACCAUACACAGAAUCUGGGAUAUCAAUGAUAGUGCCUAUCAAAGAUCAUAAAGUUGCUAAAACCACAUGGGUGUUCUUGAAGCCUUUCACUUUGGAACUUUGGGUAACAAGCGGUUGUUUUUUCAUAUUCAUUGGUUUUGUAGUCUGGGUUCUCGAACAUCGGAUAAACGAAGACUUUCGGGGGCCUCCACGUCACCAAAUAGGCACAAGCUUGUGGUACUCAUUCUCAACCAUGGUCUUUGCACACCGGGAGCGAGUAAUGAGCAACUUGGCUAGGUUUGUCGUGAUCACAUGGUGCUUUGUUGUUCUCAUACUGACUCAAAGUUACACUGCCAGUUUCAGUUCAAUUUUGACAGUUCAACAGCUCCAAAAGAACAGUACCGAUGUAAACCAGCUCCUGAAGAAUGGGGAAAACGUGGGUUACCAAUUGGGUUCUUUUGUUCUGGGGACCUUGCAGCAUCUUGGUUUUCGGGAUGACAAACUGAGGGUGUAUAAUACUGUGGAAGAAUUGAAUAAACUUCUUCAAAUGGGAAGUGAAAAUAAUGGUAUUUCAGCUGCUUUUGAUGAAACCCCCUACAUGAAACUGUUUCUUGCAACUUAUUGCUCAAAAUAUACCAUGGUUGAGCCAACAUUUAAAGCUGAUGGCUUUGCCUUUGCCUUCCAAAAAGGUUCACUCCUCACACGUUAUGUUUCAAGGGAAAUCGAGGGAACUGAUCUGACGAAAAUUGAGGAAAAAUGGCUCGUUAAAACUACAAGUUGUUCAGACUCCAAUGCAGGGGACUCUUCCAACAAUACUCUAACAGUUGAUAGCUUUUGGGGGCUCUUUAUCAUUGCUGGGGUUGCUUCAUCAUUAGCUCUCCUCAUAUUUGCAGCCAUGUUCUUUUAUGAGCACAGGCACACCUUGCUGAACCUUGAUCCGGAAACCACAUUUUGGGGAAGAAUUCGUGCGAUAUUGAGGAUAUAUGACCAAAGAGACCCCACUUCGCACACUUACAACAGGAGAGGACUGCAAGAUCCUGUUCAUGGUCUAAGUGCAGUUGAAUCCUUACCAGACACUAAUUCUUCCGCAAGGGCAUCAAGUGCGCACCGCAUUGACUCACACAUUGAUCUUGAACAGCAUGUCCGGACUGAGCAUGCUGACUUGAAUCCCAACACUCAAGCAACCCAAGAGAUUGAAGAUGCAAUUGACUUGACCUCCUCCAGUGAACAGAGGCCAGUGCCUCGUUAG